Vitis vinifera (wine grape) is the source of this 3659-nucleotide messenger RNA. Its product is annotated as disease resistance protein RUN1. Gene Ontology annotation, molecular function: ATP hydrolysis activity; protein binding; ADP binding. The transcript has 6 exons. Bases 427 to 3576 code for a protein of 1049 amino acids. Lineage: Eukaryota; Viridiplantae; Streptophyta; Magnoliopsida; Vitales; Vitaceae. Gene Ontology annotation, biological process: defense response; signal transduction. The record is from RefSeq and is a predicted model, not a curated record.
ACAAAAACUGAAAACAACACCUUCCAUGAAAUUUCAUUUCAAAAUAUUAGAAUUCCUUACCUCGAUUCCAUCCACCCAGUCAACGAGACCUCUGCUACCCACCGCCUCUUCUUCAACACCUUCCCCACCAUCUUCUCUGCAUCCCUUAAUGCAGUCUCCAACACAAAGGGAAUGGAGAAAGGAUCUUCCCCAACCAAAAGGUAAAAUAUGUGUGAGUUUCUCUUAGAAUUUAUAUACAAAGAAAUUUCUCAAAGAGGGCUUUAUAUACGUUUUUCUUUUCUUUUACGACUGCAGAUGAAGCUUUUCAGCUGAACCUCCCUCCCAGCUUGGAUUUUUGUUCAUGGUGAAGAGGUCUGGAGCCAAUAGUCAUUGAGCAUCCAAGGACCCUCCAAACUCCCUUGUAAUUUUGGUUCAAGCCAUCCAAAAAUGGCUUCUUCCAGCACCCAUAGAGCCUCUUCUUCGACUACUUCUAUUUCUCGUAAUUAUGAUGUGUUCUUGAGUUUUAGAGGUGGCGAUACUCGCAGAAAUUUCACUGAUCAUCUAUAUACCACAUUGACUGCAUCUGGAAUUCAAACUUUCAGAGAUGAUGAAGAACUUGAGAAAGGAGGAGAUAUUGCAUCUGAUCUCUUGAGAGCUAUAGAAGAAUCGAGGUUUUUUAUUAUUGUUUUCUCAAAAAAUUAUGCUUACUCCAGAUGGUGUUUAAAUGAACUCGUAAAGAUCAUUGAACGCAAGAGCCAAAAGGAAUCAGUGGUUCUACCAAUCUUCUACCAUGUGGAUCCAUCUGAUGUACGAAACCAAAGGGGAAGUUUCGGAGAAGCACUUGCCUACCAUGAAAGAGAUGCAAAUCAAGAAAAGAAGGAGAUGGUACAAAAGUGGAGGAUUGCCUUGACAAAAGCAGCUUAUCUAUCCGGAUGCCAUGUGGAUGACCAGUAUGAGACUGAGGUUGUCAAGGAAAUUGUUAAUACAAUCAUUAGAAGAUUAAACCGUCAACCUUUAAGUGUGGGAAAGAACAUAGUUGGAAUUAGUGUUCAUUUGGAAAAAUUGAAAUCGUUGAUGAACACCGAGUUAAAUGAGGUUAGAGUCAUAGGGAUAUGUGGAACUGGUGGGGUUGGUAAGACUACUAUCGCCAAGGCUAUUUAUAAUGAGAUCUCAUGUCAAUAUGAUGGUAGUAGCUUUCUGAGAAAUAUGAGAGAGAGAUCCAAAGGUGAUAUACUUCAAUUACAGCAGGAACUUCUUCAUGGUAUCCUAAGGGGAAAAUUUUUUAAGAUAAACACUGUUGAUGAAGGAAUUAGUAUGAUAAAGAGGUGUCUAAGCUCCAAUAGAGUUCUUAUUAUUUUUGAUGAUGUUGAUGAGUUGAAACAACUAGAAUAUUUGGCUGAAGAGAAGGAUUGGUUUCAGGCAAAAAGUACAAUCAUCAUUACAUCUAGAGACAAACAUGUGCUUGCUCGAUAUGGAGUGGAUAUACCAUAUGAGGUUUCAAAAUUAAACAAGGAAGAAGCUAUUGAGCUCUUUAGUUUGUGGGCCUUUAAACAAAAUCAUCCCAAAGAAGUUUAUAAAAACCUCUCAUACAAUAUCAUAGAUUAUGCUAAUGGCCUUCCGUUAGCACUUAAAGUUUUGGGUGCUUCUCUUUUUGGAAAGAAAAUAAGUGAAUGGGAAAGUGCAAUGUGUAAGCUAAAAAUAAUACCCCACAUGGAAAUUCACAAUGUACUUAGAAUAAGUUUUGAUGGACUCGAUGACGUAGACAAAGGGAUAUUUUUGGAUGUUGCAUGCUUUUUCAAAGGAGAUGACAAAUAUUUUGUUUCAAGAAUAUUGGGCCCUCAUGCAAAGCACGGAAUAACAACUCUAGCUGAUAGAUGUCUCAUAACUGUUUCAAAAAACAGGCUAGAUAUGCAUGAUUUAAUACAACAAAUGGGUUGGGAGAUUAUUCGUCAAGAAUGUCCUAAAGACCCUGGAAGAAGGAGUAGAUUGUGGGAUUCUAAUGCCUAUCAUGUGCUUAUAAGAAAUAUGGGGACACAAGCAAUUGAAGGACUAUUCCUAGAUAGAUGUAAAUUUAAUCCAUCACAACUUACCAUGGAAUCUUUCAAAGAGAUGAAUAAACUUAGAUUGCUCAAAAUCCAUAACCCGCGUAGAAAGCUAUUUCUUGAAAACCACCUUCCAAGGGACUUUGAAUUCUCUGCUUAUGAGUUAAGAUAUCUGCAUUGGGAUGGAUACCCUUUAGAAUCUUUGCCAAUGAAUUUUCAUGCAAAGAACCUUGUUGAACUCUCAUUAAGGGACAGCAAUAUAAAGCAAGUUUGGAGGGGGAAUAAGCUUCAUGACAAGUUGAGGGUUAUUGAUCUCAGUCACUCUGUCCAUCUCAUAAGAAUUCCAGACUUAUCAAGUGUGCCAAACUUGGAGAUUCUAACUCUAGAAGGGUGUGUAAACCUGGAGCUUCUUCCAAGAGGCAUUUACAAGUUGAAACACCUUCAAACUUUGUCUUGCAAUGGCUGUUCAAAGCUAGAGAGAUUUCCAGAAAUCAUGGCCAAUAUGAGAAAGCUAAGGGUGCUUGAUUUGAGUGGAACAGCUAUAAUGGACUUACCGUCAUCAAUUACACAUCUAAAUGGUCUUCAAACUCUCCUACUUCAAGAGUGUUCAAAGCUCCACCAAAUCCCUAGUCAUAUUUGCUAUUUAUCAUCAUUAAAGAAACUAAAUCUGGAAGGGGGCCAUUUUAGUAGCAUACCUCCUACCAUCAAUCAGCUUUCCAGGCUGAAAGCCCUUAACCUUAGUCACUGCAACAAUCUUGAACAAAUUCCAGAGCUUCCAUCAGGUUUAAUUAAUCUAGAUGUCCAUCACUGCACAUCCCUGGAAAAUUUAUCCAGUCCAUCAAAUCUACUCUGGUCUUCUUUAUUCAAAUGUUUUAAAUCCAAAAUUCAGGCGCGUGACUUUAGAAGACCUGUCAGAACUUUUAUUGCUGAAAGAAAUGGGAUUCCGGAGUGGAUAUGCCAUCAGAAAAGCGGGUUCAAAAUAACAAUGAAACUUCCCUGGAGUUGGUAUGAAAAUGAUGACUUCUUGGGCUUUGUUCUGUGCUCUCUUUAUGUUCCACUUGAGAUUGAGACCACACCACAUAGGGAUUUCAACUGUAAAUUGAAUUUCGAUGAUGACAGUGCAUAUUUUUCCUGUCACUCUCAUCAAUUUUGUGAAUUCUGCUAUGAUGAAGAUGCAUCAAGUCAAGGGUGCUUGAUAUAUUAUCCUAAGUCAAAUAUUCCCGAGGGAUAUCACUCAAAUGAAUGGAGAACCUUGAACGCUUCAUUUAAUGUCUACUUUGGUGUUAAACCAGUGAAAGUGGCGAGGUGUGGCUUCCACUUUCUAUAUGCCCACGAUUAUGAACAGAACAAUCUCACAAUUGUACAACGUAGAAGCUGUGACACCAGUUCAGCAGUAGAAGAUACUAAUACUGAUGUGGAGAGAAGCUGUGAUGGCACCACCCUGAAUAUUGAUGGUAAUGGUGUUGAUGCCCAAGACCAUGAAAUGGACCAUAUGCAUAGAUGGCUGGAGCUUCUUUGCAAAUUUGUUCAUUGGAUAUGCUGUACAAGACACUAAUUUCAAGUAAGAGAAUUGUUGAUGUUGACCAAACAUUUAUCUCAACUUUUUGGUAAUUAAGCCACCCUCCUUUUCUUAGUUUC